AUGGCGAGGUUCCUCCUCCUUACUUUGCUCCUGUUCGUUGCCGCUGUGUGGGCACAAGAAGGUCUCUUGUUCUCAAGGACCGACAACGAAUGCGACAGAUGGUGUCACGAAAAAUAUAAGCACAACGACCACGAGUGCAAAGACAUGGCCAAGAAGGGCAAGGGGCCAUGCUACGAUUGCGGGCCCAAGAAGCGCCAUGACUCCAAAUACGACUUCUGUCACGACAAAUGUUACGACACCGACAAGCACAAGGACCAUUGUGGCAAAUGCUACAACAAGUGCGACCGGAACGAGGACUGCGAGCAUGGUCGGUGCAAGUGCGAGCCCGGCAAGAACCGAUGCCGCUCUGACGGCAGAUGUCACAACUUUGAUAAGGACCAGGAUCACUGCGGCAAAUGUGACAACAAGUGUGACAAGAACGAGAACUGCGAGAAUGGUCAAUGCAAAUGCGAGCACGGGAAGAAGCGUUGUGGACAUGAGAAGAAAUGUUACGACCUCGAGAAGACCGAGGAUCACUGUGGUAUGCCGGUGCGACAAUAA
This is a messenger RNA of Coniosporium apollinis CBS 100218, 540 nucleotides long. RefSeq lists its product as uncharacterized. NCBI's taxonomy places the organism in Eukaryota, Fungi, Ascomycota, Dothideomycetes. The record is from RefSeq and is a predicted model, not a curated record. The transcript is spliced from 4 exons. Bases 1 to 540 code for a protein of 179 amino acids.